This is a messenger RNA of Xenopus laevis (African clawed frog), 3622 nucleotides long. RefSeq names its product nuclear receptor subfamily 2 group C member 2 L homeolog (gene nr2c2.L). Bases 276 to 2066 code for a protein of 596 amino acids. The record is from RefSeq and is a predicted model, not a curated record. NCBI's taxonomy places the organism in Eukaryota, Metazoa, Chordata, Amphibia, Anura, Pipidae. The transcript is spliced from 14 exons.
AAUCCCUCUGUCUCGCUCCUCUGACGUCACCCCCGCCCUGGUUAUGUCCGAGAGGGAAGAGGAAGCAAAACCAGGGGGAAGAAAGGCGGCGGAGCGCGGGGUCACGACCUCUGACCUCUCACCGAAGAGAAAAAUAUCAAAUACAAACAAAAAAAAAAUAGUAUUUACGCCUAAGAGACAAUCACGGCGUUGACCGGAACACAGGCCGCCGGGGGCUGAGGGGAUGCGGCUUUAAAUCGGACCUCCUAUGUGGCGAGGUUCAGGAAUCUUCAGUGAUGACAAGCUCCUCUCAGCGCAUCCAGAUAAUCUCUGCAGACUCUGCCGUGUCAUCCCCACAGCGCAUCCAGAUUGUAACAGAUCAGCAGACAGGCCAAAAGAUCCAGAUUGUGACAGCUGUAGAUUCCUCUGUAUCUCCCAAACAGCAAUUUAUACUGACCAGUCCUGAUGGAUCUGGAACAGGGAAGGUGAUACUUGCAACUCCUGAAUCUCCGAGUACGAAGCAAGUUAUUUUCACUGCUGAAAAUAUUGUACCUGGAAGGAUACAGAUUGUAACAGAUGCAGCUUCUGUGGAGCGACUCUUGGGAAAGGGAGAUGUGCAGCGCCCCCAGAUCAUAGAAUAUUGUGUUGUUUGUGGUGACAAGGCAUCUGGUCGUCACUAUGGUGCAGUUAGCUGUGAGGGGUGCAAGGGUUUCUUCAAAAGAAGUGUUAGGAAGACCUUGACGUACAGUUGCCGGAGCAGUCAGGACUGCGUCAUCAAUAAACAUCACCGCAACCGAUGUCAGUUUUGUCGGCUUAAAAAAUGCUUGGAAAUGGGCAUGAAAAUGGAAUCGGUGCAGAGUGAGAGGAAACCUUUUGAUAUCCAGAGGGAAAAAGCAUCGAACUGUGCAGCUUCAACAGAAAAAAUCUACAUCCGAAAGGACCUAAGAAGUCCUCUCAUAGCAACUCCGACAUUUGUAUCAGAUAAAGACGGUGCAAGGCAAACGGGAAUUUUGGACCCCGGGGUGCUAGUGAAUAUUCAGCAACCACUUAUAAGAGAAGAUGGCACUGUGCUUUUGUCUUCGGAUACAAAGCAGGCAGAAGCAAGUCAGGGCGGACUUGGGACACUGGCAAAUGUUGUGACAUCAUUAGCAAACCUGACAGAGUCGUUGAAUAACGGGGACACAGCUGAAGUCCAUCCAGAGGACCAAUAUUCUAGCGAAAUAACCCGAGCAUUUGAUACCUUAGCGAAAGCUCUUAAUGCAACAGAUGGCUCUCCUGUACAUAGCCUGACAGAUGGAAUAGAUGCUUCUACUGGAGGGAACAUUCACAUAAUUAGCCGGGAUCAGGCAACUCCUAUACUGGAAGUUGAAGGACCCCUUCUUUCAGACACACAUGUGACAUUUAAGCUUACAAUGCCAAGUCCAAUGCCAGAGUAUCUGAAUGUGCACUAUAUCUGUGAGUCGGCGUCCCGCUUGCUUUUCCUCUCCAUGCAUUGGGCCAGAUCCAUUCCUGCUUUCCAAGCUCUGGGGCAGGAUUGUAACACAAACCUUGUGCGUGCCUGUUGGAACGAGCUCUUUACUCUGGGUCUUGCACAAUGUUCUCAAGUGAUGAGUCUUUCUACUAUUCUCGCAGCCAUUGUCAACCAUCUGCAAAACAGCAUACAAGAAGACAAGCUUUCUGGAGACAGAAUAAAGCAAGUCAUGGAGCAUAUCUGGAAGCUCCAGGAGUUCUGCAACAGCAUGGCCAAGUUGGAUAUCGAUGGAUAUGAAUAUGCCUACCUUAAAGCUGUGGUCCUUUUCAGCCCAGAUCACCCAGGAUUAUCCAGCACGGCACAAAUCGAGAAGUUUCAGGAAAAAGCCCAGAUGGAGCUGCAGGACUAUGUACAAAAAGCAUAUCCUGAUGAUACAUACAGGCUGGCCCGGAUUUUAGUACGACUUCCAGCCCUCAGACUCAUGAGCUCCAACAUCACCGAAGAACUAUUUUUUACUGGUCUCAUUGGCAACGUUCCCAUUGACAGUAUCAUCCCUUACAUCCUCAAGAUGGAGACAGCAGAGUAUAAUGGGCAGAUCACAGGGGCCGAUGUAUAGCCAGAUAUGGGGCUCAUAUAAAUCAAGAACUCUUCAGUGCACCGCUGUUUGGUGUGAGAAAGUGCAGUAACAUUUGGGGAACACAUGCAGAAGCCCCAUUUGGGUGUAUAUAUUGUCCCAUUUUAUACCCCUUCCAUUGAAGGUUUCCUCCAUACUUGUCUCGCCCUCCUGAAAAGCAACACAGUGCUGACGGCCAUAACAAUAUAACCAGGUAGGAGUGGUUCAACAUUUCUGUUACAUUUUAUAAUGACCCUGCAGGCUACUCAACACACUAAUAUUUUUUUUUUGUAGCUUAUUAAACCAGUAAUAAGUGUCAGAGAACAAAAGCAAUGGAGGCGUUGCUAUACACUUGGGUUGGAAUUAAUGAGGCUGUUAGUGACAUUGCCAGUCAGACUCACUGAAUCAGCCAGCAGAACACAAGAACAUGCAUUUGCUGCCAGGGAUUGGCUUAUAUGAUUUUUUUAAUGUACCAAUGAACUAUGGUGCUUUUGGCAUGCCCCUAUGACUCCUAUUUAAUAACAAUGGAAGACUAUCAAUGGCCAAAAAUGACAGACACCCCCAUUCAUUCAGCUUCUGUGUAACACUGCAAUUCUGUGUGUUAUUGUUAUGACAAACGAUUCCAUUCCUUGUUUUAUCAAAAGUAGUUUUGCAUCUUUCUACUGAUAAUAUUCCAUUAGUGAUACCGGCAUUCGCAAUUUUCUUAAUAUCUCACCCGGCUCCAGUAUUACUUGCUAAGCAAACCUUCCUUUUAUACAAAUCCGUCCCAGUCGGAGAUUCCCUGGGCUUUUUUUUUUUUUGUAUUAUGCAUCUACAAUGCAACAGACAAUCAUAAAAUGAAAUAUAGAGUGAAACAAUGAAAGGGUUGGUCGCUACAACUCAACACGACUUCCCAACUUAUAUUCUCUGCGCUGCUUCAGCAGGGACAUCCCUCCAUGUGUCGUUGGACUACAGCUUCAUUCAUUACUCAACCGCUGAUACCUGGUAGAUGUUCAACAACACAUGGAAGGCAUCAGGUGAGAUACGUUGUAAUGGUAGGACCACAAAAAUGGCAAACUGUUUUUAAAUAGUACAGGUCACCCACAGUGAAUACAGAAUACAGUAACAAAUAGUAAAGAUCUAAUGAUAUCAGUCAUUGCAGCAGAUGACUGACCCAGCCAUAAUAUCAUGUAAUAUAAAUGUAGGAUUAGAUAUUUCCUGGUAGAACUUGAAGACCAUAAGUAUCUGACUAGUACAUCCUAACUUCUUGUAACUGGAAGAUCCGGUCAUUUUCUAGGCAUGCAUCAAAUCAGAUAUUUUUUGACCAAAUCCAAAAAGUUUUGGACAAUUACAGAACAGAAUUGGCUUAUUCAAAUUGAGAUCACUAUAAGGAGCAGAUUUGCUAAAGGGCAAAGUGACUAUUGCUGGCGAAUAUCCGCUAGCGUGACAUCAUUCAGGCACUUUGGCGAUUUACUAACGGCGCAGACGUAACUUCACUAGCGAAAGAGACACACGCUAGCGAUCAUUCACACUCUAUCACCAGGCGAAUUUUCUCUUUGGCAAAUAGACGUAACUCCGCA